Messenger RNA from Branchiostoma belcheri (Belcher's lancelet), 1454 nucleotides. RefSeq names its product leucine-rich repeats and immunoglobulin-like domains protein 1. The record is from RefSeq and is a predicted model, not a curated record. Gene Ontology annotation, cellular component: plasma membrane. The coding region runs from base 1 to 915 and encodes 304 amino acids. Gene Ontology annotation, molecular function: protein binding. NCBI's taxonomy places the organism in Eukaryota, Metazoa, Chordata, Leptocardii, Amphioxiformes, Branchiostomatidae. The transcript has 4 exons.
AUGACGUUAUGUUGCGCCUUCCGCUGGUCGGCAGUGGUCCUGAUGCUGACGUGCCUGUCAGGGCUGUCCGGUGCAGACAGGCGCGCUGCCUGUCCACAGGCGUGUAACUGUUUCCCAGGCACCGUCUUCUGCAGCAACCGCCGACUAAAGGCAGUUCCAAAGGGCAUCCCUCCGUCGGGCAUGCAGAGGCUGUAUCUAGACGGGAACAACCUGACGCUAGUUCCCGCCCGAGCCUUUCUCAACUACACCGAGCUGACCAACUUGGACCUCUCCAACAGCUUCAUCAAGAACAUGGAGGAGGGAGCCUUCAUGGGACUCAACAACCUCAGGUCGCUGAAAGUCAACAACAACAACAUGACGACCCUUCGCGGCUCCAUUUUCCAGGGUCUCUACCUGUUAAAGAGCUUGAACCUGAAGACCAACAAACUCGUGGACAUUUUCCCGGAAGUUUUUCAAGGCUUAUACAACUUAGAACAUCUCUACGUCAGCGAGAAUCUAGUAAACGUCUCAACACGCCCUUUUCGGCAUCUUGGGAAUUUAAGAUAUCUUGAGAUCAAGGAAAACAGUCUCAAGACAUUACAAGGCUACUCCUUCCAAGAUCUUCGAGGACUCUACUCCUUAGACGUGAGAGCUAACGACUUACAGAAUCUUGAAGACUACGCGUUCUUCGGGUUGAACAGUUUAAGAAACUUGUACCUUAGCGACAACAACUUGACAACAUUAGGUGGAGAAGUCCUCAGGACCAUUACCAUGAGUGCGCUGAGCGAGCCCGGCUCUCACCUGUACCAGGUAAACACACCAGGUGUGGACCUGCCCAAACACCUGUCCUCCCACACCAACCUGAGUCACUACAGCAGCAACUCGGAUGUAGAGGCUGACACAAGAAGCACCAUCGGACUCAUAGACAAGGACUAGUGGACUUUUUAACCCUCGAUUUGCCAAGUAAACUUCUCACGCACUGCCAAGCAGACAUUCAGAAGGACUAUUGGACUCAUAGACUAGUGCCUAGUGACUAAGAGAAAGUACUGUUGAUCUGAAGCUAGCAUAACAGAAAAUGUGAAAAGUUUGCCGUAACUCGUAAAAGUUUGUAAGGACUUAAAAAAUGUAAAAUUUUGGAAAUGAUCUUUUAAAUGGUCACAAUUACUAGGUAUAUACAUUGUGUAAUAAUCCCUGAUGUCUUCACCAGUGAUUGUGUAGGACCCCAAUGUAGUAAGUGGUUCAUAGGUUGUUCAUGUUGUUUUGAGAACAGACAAGUCUUGAGAAGUUUGCUGAUCUGGAUCAGCCAUUUCUUAAAAUCUCCUGGUGCUAAUGUAUUACUUGUAAGCAUUAUACUAAACAUUUUUCUGUUAUGAGGUACUAGUAUGUACUGGCUUUGAUUCAGAGUUGAAGUGAUCCUAUUUAAUAACCCCUGGUUGGGCAUGUAUUUAUACUGCAGACUGCAAUACACUGUAUUA